AUGCUCGACAGAAAGUCGCCGAACGCCUCGAAAAGCAAAACAUCACGCAAAGACUUUCUUUCCACCAUUGUCGGUAACUACAAGCAGGGUUAUGUGUCUCGUGAGGAGAUGACAGCACACGUUUCCACAUUGACUAUUGCUGGUGGUGAAACGACGGCUACCAGUCUGGCGGCGAUCAUGUACUAUCUGCUCAAGUACCCCGACACGAUGGUUCAGCUGCAACACGAACUGCGGCAGACGUUUGCACGCCACGAGGACAUUGACGCAUCCAAGGCAAGACAGAUCCCAUACCUGCAGGCUGUCAUCAAUGAAGGGCUCCGCAUAUACGCUCCAGGGUCAGGCGGCUUUCCAAGGACGUCGCCCGGCAUGAUGAUUGGCAAGUACUGGGUUCCCCAAGGCGCCGAAGUCGCCACGCAUGCGUGGACUUUGACGCACAGCGAAGACUACUUUGCCGAGCCUUACGUUUUCAAGCCCGAGCGGUGGCUGGAUCCUCUUAGCACUGACAUUAAGACUGCAAGCCAGCCCUUUUCGAUGGGCCCUCGCGGCUGCCUUGGACAAAAUUUUGCGUACAUGGAGAUGAAUCUGAUCCUAGCCAAGCUGCUAUGGAAAUGCAAUGCCGAAAUACUUGAUCCUGGCCUGGAUUGGGCCAAGCAGAGUCGUCUUCACGUCAUGUGGUGGAAACCUGACCUCAUGGUGCGCUUCCAUCCACGAGCUGAGCAGUAA
Molecule: messenger RNA, 723 nt
Organism: [Torrubiella] hemipterigena
Lineage: Eukaryota; Fungi; Ascomycota; Sordariomycetes; Hypocreales; Clavicipitaceae
Source: the annotation of a GenBank genome assembly